Closterium sp. Naga37s-1 is the source of this 4410-nucleotide messenger RNA. Lineage: Eukaryota; Viridiplantae; Streptophyta; Zygnematophyceae; Desmidiales; Closteriaceae. The record is from the annotation of a GenBank genome assembly.
AUGGCAAGCCGCUCGAGCCCCCGCUGCCUGCUGCUCUUGCGCUUGCGCCCCCCCCCCCCCUCGCCGCUUCCCCGCUUCUUCUCGCCGUUUCCCCCCUCCCAUCGCCGCUUUCCCCCUCCCCUCCUGCUUCCCCCUUCUCUAUUUCCAUCGCCCCAUCCCUCCUCCUCGCCGCUUCUACAUUCCCCCUCGCCGUCUCCUCUCCACCUGCUCGCCGCGCUCCACCACGCCGCACUCCUCUGUCAUUCCUUCGCGUUCAUAGGGCUACUGGGCACGGUGGGGCCCACGUACACGGGCGUCAUCGUGGCGGACGUGGGCGUGGCGCUCUUCGGCCUGGUGGCCGUGGCCAGCGGGUACCAGGCGCUGGGGCGCACAUACGCCGCACUGCUCAUGCUCAUGCUGCUCCUCGACUCCCUCUGGCUCGCCCUCUUCGCCCCCCACAUCUGGAGCGAGGAGCUGACGGCGCCGUGGAGGCAGCACCCGCUGGUGGCGCUGGCAGUGCUGCUGGAGCUCACGUGCCACUCCCUCACCUUCACGCUGCGCCUCCUCUCCGCCCUGCUCUGGCUUCAGAUGCUGCGCCUGGGCCUGGCGGACAGCAGGGAGGCCACACCCGUGCCCAGCUCAGAGGUGCACGCCUACCUCCCUGCCUACGACAGCCUCGGCCCGUACCGCCCUGCAGGCUCGGCAACGCCGGACCUGAGCCCCACGGCGGGGCGGGAGCGGGCGGUGGGUGAUGAGUUCGUGGGCAGCGCCAUCUUCCACCCGUCCGCCUUCGCCACGCUCUUCCAGUCCGACACCCUCCUCAACUACCUCUCUGAGGACGGCAGCAGCAGUGCGCCCAACAGCCUGGACAGCAGCUAUGGGGGGCACCCCGUGGUCGCAGGCGCGGAGGACACUGAGACACACAUGCCUGUACUCACUUUAACUUGUCUUUGGCCCUCAAUGCCCCGUCUCUGCCCACAAUGCCCCGUCCCUGCCCUCGCUGUGCCGUCCCCCUGCCAUCUCCCUGCACUUUCCCCCUGCCAUCUCCCUGCCCUUUCCCUCCCCACUCCCUGCCCUUUCGCUGCCUUCUCCGUGCCCUCUCCCUACCCUCCUUGCCGUGUGUGCAGCAACCAGCGCACAGAGGAGGUGCUGCACGCGGUGGCCAGGGGCGUUGACCUCUUUGACUGCACGUACCCCCACGACCUCACCCUCCUCGGCCUCGCCUCCACGCUGCCCCUCCACCCGCCCUGGUGGCCGCACACCGUGGCGCCGGGAGAGGGGGAAGGGCAGGGGGGGACGAAAGAGGAGAGGGAUGGGGGGGCAGUGGAGGCGAAUGGGGUUUUAAGUGAAGUGGGGAAAGAGAAGGAAGGGGAGGAGGUGUACGGGUCGAAGAUGAACCUGCGGUGCUCAUCGCACAAGCGCAGUUUCAUCCCCAUAUCGCGCACAUGCGCGUGCUACACGUGCACCCGCCACACGCGCGCCUACCUGCACCACCUGCUGGACGCCCAUGAGAUGCUCGCCCUCGUGCUGCUGGACAUUGGCUGUGCUGCUGGACAUGUGAGUGGCUGUGCUGCUGGACAUGUGAGUGGCUGUGCUGCUGGACAUGUGAGUGGCUGUGCUGCUGGACAUGUGAGUGGCUGUGCUGCUGGACAUGUGAGUGGCUGUGCUGCUGGACAUGUGAGUGGCUGUGCUGCUGGACAUGUGAGUGGCUGUGCUGCUGAUGCUGGUGGUUCUCUUUGCUGCAUUGUCGCAAAGCGAGGGGUGAGCCGCGAGGGGGGGGGUGUGGCACACGGGAGUGAAGUAGCGCUGCCUGGAGUGCUCAUGAAUGGGGAGACGGGGCUACUGACUGAGGUGGAGACGGGGCUACUGACUGAGGUGGAGACGGGGCUACUGACUGAGGGGGAGACGGGGCUACUGACUGAGGGGGAGACGGGGCUACUGACUGAGGGGGAGACGGGGCUACUGACUGAGGUGGAGACGGGGCUACUGACUGAGGGGGAGACGGGGCUACUGACUGAGGGGGAGACGGGGCUACUGACUGAGGGGGAGACGGGGCUACUGACUGAGGGGGAGACGGGGCUACUGACUGAGGGGGAGACGGGGCUACUGACUGAGGGGGAGACGGGGCUACUGACUGAGGGGGAGACGGGGCUACUGACUGAGGUGGAGACGGGGCUACUGACUGAGGUGGAGACGGGGCUACUGACUGAGGGGGAGACGGGGCUACUGACUGAGGGGGAGACGGGGCUACUGACUGAGGUGGAGACGGGGCUACUGACUGAGGGGGAGACGGGGCUACUGACUGAGGGGGAGACGGGGCUACUGACUGAGGUGGAGACGGGGCUACUGACUGAGGGGGAGACGGGGCUACUGACUGAGGUGGAGACGGGGCUACUGACUGUGGGGGAGACGGGGCUACUGACUGAGGUGGAGACUGGGCUACUGACUGAGGGGGAGACGGGGCUACUGACCGAGGGGGAGACGGGGCUACUGACUGAGUGGGAGACGGGGCUACUGACCGAGGGGGAGACGGGGCUACUGACUGAGGGGGAGACGGGGCUACUGACUGAGGGGGAGACGGGGCUACUGACUGAGGGGGAGACGGGGCUACUGACUGAGGUGGAGACGGGGCUACUGACUGAGGGGGAGACGGGGCUACUGACUGAGGGGGAGACGGGGCUACUGACUGAGGGGGAGACGGGGCUACUGACCGAGGGGGAGACGGGGCUACUGACUGAGGGGGAGGCGGGGCUACUGACUGAGGGGGAGACGGGGCUACUGACUGAGGGGGAGACGGGGCUACUGACUGAGGUGGAGACGGGGCUACUGACUGAGGGGGAGACGGGGCUACUGACUGAGGUGGAGACGGGGCUACUGACUGAGGGGGAGACGGGGCUACUGACCGAGGGGGGGACGGGGCUACAGACUGAGGGGGAGGCGGGGCUACUGACUGAGGGGGAGACGGGGCUACUGACUGAGGGGGAGACGGGGCUACUGACUGAGGGGGAGACGGGGCUACUGAGUGAGGUGGAGACGGGGCUACUGACUGAGGUGGAGACGGGGCUACUGACUGAGGGGGAGACGGGGCUACUGACUGAGGUGGAGACGGGGCUACUGACUGAGGGGGAGACGGGGCUACUGACUGAGGGGGAGACGGGGCUACUGACUGAGGGGGAGACGGGGCUACUGACUGAGGGGGAGACGGGGCUACUGACUGAGGGGGAGACGGGGCUACUGACUGAGGUGGAGACGGGGCUACUGACUGAGGGGGAGACGGGGCUACUGACUGAGGGGGAGACGGGGCUACUGACUGAGGGGGAGACGGGGCUACUGACUGAGGUGGAGACGGGGCUACUGACUGUGGGGGAGACUGGGCUACUGACUGAGGUGGAGACUGGGCUACUGACUGAGGGGGAGACGGGGCUACUGAGCGAGGGGGAGACGGGGCUACUGACUGAGGGGGAGACGGGGCUACUGACUGAGGGGGAGACGGGGCUACUGACUGAGGGGGAGACGGGGCUACUGACUGAGGUGGAGACGGGGCUACUGACUGAGGGGGAGACGGGGCUACUGACCGAGGGGGAGACGGGGCUACAGACUGAGGGGGAGGCGGGGCUACUGACUGAGGGGGAGACGGGGCUACUGACUGAGGGGGAGACGGGGCUACUGACUGAGGUGGAGACGGGGCUACUGACUGAGGGGGAGACGGGGCUACUGACUGAGGUGGAGACGGGGCUACUGACUGAGGUGGAGACGGGGCUACUGACUGAGGUGGAGAUGGGGCUACUGACUGAGGUGGAGACGGGGCUACUGACUGAGGGGGAGACGGGGCUACUGACUGAGGUGGAGACGGGGCUACUGACUGAGGGGGAGACGGGGCUACUGAGUGAGGUGGAGACGGGGCUACUGACUGAGGUGGAGACGGGGCUACUGAGUGAGGUGGAGACGGGGCUACUGACUGAGGUGGAGACGGGGCUACUGAGUGAGGUGGAGACGGGGCUACUGACUGAGGGGGAGACGGGGCUACUGACUGAGGGGGAGACGGGGCUACUGACUGAGGUGGAGACGGGGCUACUGACUGAGGGGGAGAUGGGGCUACUGACUGAGAUGGAGACGGGGCUACUGACUGAGGGGGAGACGGGGCUACUGACUGAGGUGGAGACGGGGCUACUGACUGAGGGGGAGACGGGGCUACUGACUGAGGUGGAGACGGGGCUACUGACUGAGGGGGAGACGGGGCUACUGACUGAGGUGGAGACGGGGCUAUUGACUGAGGGGGAGACGGGGCUACUGACUGAGGUGGAGACGGGGCUACUGACUGAGGGGGAGACGGGGCUACUGACUGAGGGGGAGAGCAGUGCAUGGGUCAGAGGAAGUAGGGCACAGCAGCGCGCGGCGCCAUCAUGGUGUUGUUCUCCUCCGUCUCCGUGA